This is a messenger RNA of Ambispora gerdemannii, 597 nucleotides long. The record is from the annotation of a GenBank genome assembly. NCBI's taxonomy places the organism in Eukaryota, Fungi, Glomeromycota, Glomeromycetes, Archaeosporales, Ambisporaceae.
AUGAAAAGAGUAUCCCAUUUACGAGUUGGCGGAAAACCAAUUCGUAGUGCCGAAGGCGUUAUUCUUUAUCUCAUUAAAUACCUCGCCAAAUCCUUUCAAAUGCGAGAAAACAAAGAAUUAGCCGAAAAAGUUGGUUUAUUACCAGGGAUGGGUAUUUAUAAAUUCUUCCGCGUUAUCUAUGGCUACGAUGGCGAAAGAACUUAUAUCGCUCAAAAAAGAAAAAAACCACUCAUUUCCUCGCAAGUCUUUAUCAAUAAUGAUUAUGGCUUCACCGAGCAAGUUGAAAAAGAAUUUAGCGAUUAUUUUGACGAAAAUUUACGACUAAAAAAGCAGGCUCGGCAAAUAUUAAAACAAAAAGAACCUCAACCCGCUAACAACGGCAAAAUAACUGACCUGUUAAAACUCUCCCUUAAUGAAUACGAGCCAUUAGCAGAAUAUGGCGAAAGUGCCGACAGUCGAGAAUGGCGAGCCAAUAUUCCGCCCGAGUUAAUUUAUAACCAUAUCUAUUUAAAAGAAAUUCGCUCGCAAAUUAGCCAUUAUACUCCUGAUUAUGGCUUAAAUGCUGAUGAGGCCGCCAAAAGAUACGCUGAUUAUUAA